Molecule: messenger RNA, 1777 nt
Organism: Polyodon spathula (Mississippi paddlefish)
Lineage: Eukaryota; Metazoa; Chordata; Actinopteri; Acipenseriformes; Polyodontidae
Product: ubiquitin-associated domain-containing protein 2-like
Exons: 9
Coding region: 169-1209 (346 amino acids)
Cellular component (GO): membrane
Molecular function (GO): serine-type endopeptidase activity; protein binding
Source: RefSeq, a predicted model, not a curated record
CCUUACUCUGUAACCUUUUCCCUUGUCAUCGCCAAUUGAUUGUUGUUUGUUUUGGGUUUUUUUUAAGUUUUUUUUAUUUAUUUAUUUAUUUUUAAUCUUCAUUACACGAUCCUUCAUUUUUGCAGAAUUGUCUACCUCGGUUGACCGUCUUUUCUGCUGUACAGUAACAUGUUUACCACUACCGGCUCAACGGGGCUCUAUAAAGCCCCCUUUUCUAAAAGCCUGCUGAUCAUCCUAAGUGCCCUAGCCUUCUUGUUAGCAGUGCCAUUCUCGCAGUACAAGAGCCUUUUUAUGUAUAACCUACAAAAAAUCAAACAAGAAUUUCAGAUCUGGAGGUUAAUAUGUGGAAGGUUUAUUUGCCUAGACCUGACACAUGCAUUCUGCAGUUGCCUCCUCAUCUACAAUUUCAGGAUUUUUGAAAGACGAUACGGCAGCAGGAAAUUUGCAUCAUUCUUAUUGUGCUCUUGGGUUUUCUCUGCCUUGUUCGACACCCUGCUUGUUGAAGCUCUGCACUACGCAUGUGAUGUGAAAGUGGAUGUCCUACCAUCGGGGCUUUUGGCUCCUGUUUUUGCUUUGUUCGUGCCGUUCUACUGCUCCAUUCCAAGGGUUCAGGUGACUCGGGUCCUUGGGCAGUUCGCAAUCACCAACAAGUCCUUAGUCUACUUGAUGGGUCUUCAGCUUUUUACAUCAAGCUUUUUCAUGUGGAUCAUUGCCCUUAGUGGACUGACUUCUGGCAUGCUUUACCACAACAAUGUUUUUAAAAUGCAACAUGUUAUAUUCAUCCCUGACUGGGUUGCCCGUUGUGGCUCUUACACCCUUGAGCCUCUCUUCUCCACUGAUGAGCCGACCCUCGAGUCUGCUGUUGGAAUGGGAGCCACACUGGACAUCCAGCGGCAACAGAGAAUGGACCGGCUGGAUCAACAGCUGCUGCUUUCACAGCUCCCACACAUGAGGAGGAACACACAGCAGCAGGGAGGCCUUCUCAACUGGAAUAGGUUUUUCCCCUCUCUGCGUCAGAGGUGGAACGCUAACCAUCAAGCCGAUCCACGGUCAGCCCAAAACACUCCUGCCAAUCCUCCCCAAGAAGUGUCAGAAGAGCAGGUGGCUAGACUUAUGGAGAUGGGCUUUUCCAGAGUGGAUGCUUUGGAGGCACUAAGAGCUUCAAAUAAUGACGUUAAUGUAGCUACUAACUUUCUACUACAGCGCUGAGAGCUGUUUCACAAAUGUGGUCAAUGUGGUCACACAGUGCGAGAAGUAAUAACAUCACAUACCAAGUAGGUAUUUUGAAGUGCCCUUGUAAAACACUGCUAGUUUGCAUUUUUAUUUCCUUGAAAUGGGUGUUAAAGGGACGGAAAUUACUCUGUGGUUUCAGAAAAACGCUUUUUUUUUACCAAAAUGAAGGGCUGCAACAGGAUGGAUUUUAGUUGAUGAUUGCAAGAUCAUAUUUAAUUGUUAAAGGUGUACUCAAUGAAAGGUAUAGGUGAUAUUCUAUUGAGUAUCUCAUUGAAGGAGGUGUUAUUUUUGUUAGUUUGUUUUAUUUUUUUUAUAAAGAAGUCUGGCAAGUUCUUAUAAAUUACUAGGAGUCUUAAAAUGAAUGCAGUUGUGCUGGUAAAGGUUUUAUCAUGUCAAAUACAGUGAACUUGGGAUUUCCUAUACAACCCCUAAUUAUUGAAUUGGUGUUUUACUUUGGAGUCUUAUGAACGUAACCCUUAGUGAUCAGGGAUGCUACUUUUAAUUUUACUCUCUCUCUCUCUCUCUCUCUCUCUCUCUCUCUCUC